GAUAUCAUAGAACACUGCUCAAUGUUGUCAGCUGUUGCCGUUUCAAAUAUCACUGUGGCGCUGUCAAAUGACAUAAGUAUCAAGUUAGUUGUGGGAAUUUCGGCUUGACGGAUUGAAAUUUUCGCUUUCGUUACUGCAAAUGCGAGCCUUUUCGUCACAGAAAAGGAAGAACCAUGGAACAGCCAAAUCAAACAAGAAUGGGUCGAGAUAUUGCCAUUUCAUGGCCAGAAAUAAUCCGGUGGGCUAAGAAACAGAGUUCAACUGCAUGUCUGCGCAUGGCACAAAAAAUAGAAAGAAUUGCUACUCACUACCAUAUUGCUGAGGCAUUAGAUGAUCUAGUGGCAUGUGCAGCACAAAAUCCGCUUAUAGCACUUUUCAUUAUUGCUGUAAUAGCAUCAUGUGGACUACCAGUUUUGAUAUUCUUGUUGUUUGUAAUUAUCUCGUUCCUUAUUACAUUCACGGGAUUUGUUUUUAUUGAAGGAACAAUUCUUGCAAUAGGAUCAGCACUAUUCUGCGCAUUCAUAUUCAGUGCACUGACUACACUGGCAGUUACAGCUUCAGUAAUUGCUUUAAUGUAUUUGGGAUUAAAUGAAGCAUAUGAUUAUCUUCAGACAAAUCUCUCCAACAUUCAACAUUCUGAAGCCAACAUUCAGGAUGCUCGAGUGACAUCAAAUGAGGAGAGGAACUGAAUAUAAAAAUUAAUUUUGUAUUCGGCACCAAUUUAACUUGUUAAUCAUGCAAUAAUAGCCAGAGCAAAAUGCAGAACAGAAAGGAAGAGAUAUUGCCUAUGAAGUUUUUUACAAUGUAUGUUUAAACAUUUCUGCUGCUAGUGUCUGACAUUUUUACUUUGUAUUUAGGAUAAGUGAGGAUUCUGUAAUUCUUGCAAGAAAAUGGUUCCUUUAGAACUUAAAUAAUUCCUCGGGUGUCCAACAAGCCAUUGUUUUCUUCUUUUAUAACUGAAACAGCAUUGAAGAGACUCUGCUUUGUGUGAACUGAAGAUCAGAAUAUUAUGUGAAUAUUCAGAUGUUAUUGGUAUUGCCAUGUUUUCCAAGCAAAUAAUUUUUUAUUGUGAAAUUUAAUUCCCAAUCCGUAACUUAAAGGCACAAUGACAUCUUAGUGAUUUGAUUUACUUGUGAGUCGUUUAUACCAGUACCAUAAGAGUAUACCAUUAUCACUGAAACAUAACAACACUAUUAACCGGAUAAAGUAAGAAAUAAAAUGUAAUUACUAUA
Messenger RNA from Schistocerca gregaria, 1232 nucleotides. RefSeq lists its product as uncharacterized. Lineage: Eukaryota; Metazoa; Arthropoda; Insecta; Orthoptera; Acrididae. The transcript is spliced from 4 exons. Bases 174 to 689 code for a protein of 171 amino acids. The record is from RefSeq and is a predicted model, not a curated record.